This is a messenger RNA of Eptesicus fuscus (big brown bat), 1866 nucleotides long. RefSeq names its product leucine rich repeat transmembrane neuronal 4 (gene LRRTM4). The transcript is spliced from 3 exons. Bases 94 to 1866 code for a protein of 590 amino acids. Gene Ontology annotation, cellular component: plasma membrane. Lineage: Eukaryota; Metazoa; Chordata; Mammalia; Chiroptera; Vespertilionidae. The record is from RefSeq and is a predicted model, not a curated record. Gene Ontology annotation, molecular function: protein binding.
GCACUGUGUCAUGAAGGUGGCGGUGGUUUCGGCACAAGAGACCAAUUAAGAAGAAAGCUGAGAGAGGGGGGAACCGCUUUUGGAUGACAAAGGAUGGGUUUCCGUUUAAUUACGCAGCUGCGAGGCAUGCGCGUGGUGCUAGCGCUACUUUCUACACUGCUGCUUGUUAUGUUCACGGGGGCUCAGAGAGCUUGCCCAAAGAACUGCAGAUGCGAUGGCAAAAUUGUGUACUGUGAGUCUCAUGCUUUCGCAGAUAUCCCAGAGAACAUUUCUGGAGGAUCACAAGGCUUAUCAUUAAGGUUCAACAGCAUUCAGAAACUCAAAUCCAAUCAGUUUGCUGGCCUUAACCAGCUUAUAUGGCUUUAUCUUGACCAUAAUUACAUUAGCUCCGUGGAUGAAGAUGCAUUUCAAGGCAUUCGUAGACUGAAAGAAUUAAUUCUAAGCUCCAACAAAAUUACCUAUCUGCACAAUAAAACCUUUCACCCAGUUCCUAAUCUCCGCAAUCUGGACCUCUCCUACAAUAAGCUUCAGACUUUGCAAUCGGAACAGUUUAAAGGCCUUCGGAAACUCAUCAUUUUGCACUUGAGAUCCAACUCAUUAAAGACUGUGCCAAUAAGAGUUUUUCAAGACUGUCGAAAUCUUGACUUCCUGGAUUUGGGUUACAAUCGCCUCCGCAGCUUGUCCCGAAAUGCCUUUGCUGGCCUCCUGAAGUUGAAGGAACUCCACUUGGAGCACAAUCAGUUCUCCAAGAUCAAUUUUGCUCAUUUCCCGCGUCUCUUCAACCUCCGCUCCAUUUACUUACAAUGGAACAGGAUUCGCUCCAUCAGCCAAGGCCUGACAUGGACUUGGAGUUCCUUACACAACUUGGAUUUAUCAGGGAACGACAUCCAAGGCAUCGAGCCGGGCACAUUUAAAUGUCUGCCCAAUUUGCAAAAAUUGAAUUUGGAUUCCAACAAGCUUACCAACAUUUCCCAGGAAACGGUCAAUGCGUGGAUAUCAUUAAUAUCCAUCACUUUGUCUGGGAAUAUGUGGGAAUGCAGCCGGAGCAUCUGUCCUCUAUUUCAUUGGCUUAAGCAUUUCAAAGGGAAUAAGGAAAGCACCAUGAUAUGUGCGGGACCUAAGCAUAUCCAGGGUGAAAAGGUUAGUGAUGCCGUGGAAACAUAUAAUAUCUGCUCUGAAGUCCCGGUGGUCAACACAGAAAAAUCCCACCUGGUGCCCCAAACUCCCCAGAGGCCUCUGCUGAUUCCUAAACCUACGAUCUCCAAAUCUGACCCCAUCCAGCCCACCCUGGAAGCACCCAGCCCCUCCCCGGGGUUUCAGAUCCCCGGCACAGAACAGGAGUAUGAGCAUGUUUCCUUUCACAAAAUCAUUGCAGGGAGCGUGGCUCUCUUCCUCUCGGUGGCCAUGAUCCUCCUGGUUAUCUACGUGUCUUGGAAACGCUACCCCGCCAGCAUGAAACAACUCCAGCAGCACUCUCUCAUGAAGAGACGGCGGAAAAAGACCAGAGAGUCUGAAAGACAAAUGAAUUCCCCUUUACAGGAGUAUUACGUGGACUACAAGCCUACAAACUCUGAGACCAUGGAUAUAUCCGUUAAUGGAUCUGGGCCCUGCACAUAUACCAUCUCUGGCUCCAGGGAAUGCGAGGUCCCACACCAUGUGAAGCCCUUGCCGUAUUACAGCUACGACCAGCCGGUGAUCGGGUACUGCCAGGCUCACCAGCCGCUCCACGUCAACAAGGGCUAUGAAGCCGUGUCCCUGGAACAGGACGAAACCCCCGGCCUGGAGCUCGGGCGUGACCACAGCUUCAUUGCCACCAUCGCCAGGUCGGCAGCGCCAACCAUUUACCUGGAGAGAUUAACAAACUAA